AAUGAGCUGACCAUACACCCUAACGUCACCAAUACAUUAGCCAAUCGAAUGUCUUGUAGCUGACUCCAGACCCUGCUCCAGACCCAUCUUUGACAGCCAACGUAAGGGCGCAGAAAAGCGAAACCUCAAAACAUGUCGGUCUUCCAGUGACUGUACGUUGUAUUUCCCACAUUCCCAGCAUGUCAGUGAGCGUUUAGGUUUAAACGUUGUGACUGUGUAAUUUUGUAAAAGGGUCGACACACGAGAUGGAAACUCUUAUUCCCAUCAUUAACAGACUGCAGGAGGUUUUCCUCACAGUUGGAGCCGAGAUCAUCCAGCUUCCUCAGAUCGUAGUCGUGGGAUCACAGAGCAGUGGAAAGAGCUCAGUAUUGGAGAGUUUGGUUGGACGAGAUUUCUUGCCCCGAGGUUCAGGAAUAGUGACGCGACGCCCUCUGGUGUUACAGCUGGUGAAUGUGCCAUCGCUGGAGGAGAGGCGCAAGCAAGACAACGGAAAUGGGGCUAAACAAAACUCUCAAAACACCUAUCCAGGUAUCAAAGCAGAGGAAUGGGGCACAUUCCUUCACUGCAAAAACCAGAUUUUCACCGAUUUCAGUGAAAUCCGGAAAGAGAUUGAGGAUGAAACGGAUCGCAAUACCGAAAAUAAGGGCAUCAGUCCAGAGCCCAUUUACCUAAAGAUCUAUUCCCCAAACGUGCUCAGUCUGACGUUGGUCGACUUGCCUGGGAUCACUAAGGUCCCGGUUGGGGACCAGCCUGAAGAUAUCGAGACUCAAGUCCAAGAGAUGAUUUUGUCCUACAUCUCCAACCCCAACUCUCUCAUCCUGUGUGUAUCUCCCGCCAACUCUGACCUCGCCACAUCUGAUGCCCUUAAACUGGCACGUGACGUGGACCCAGAUGGUCACAGGACGCUGCUUGUCGUGAGUAAGCUGGAUUUGAUGGACGCUGGGACAGAUGCUCUGGAGGUGCUGCUGGGCCGCGUCAUACCAGUCAGACUGGGCAUUAUUGGUGUGGUUAACAGGAGCCAGCAUGACUUGAACACCCAAAAGUGUCUCACUGACUCCUGCAAAGACGAGCAGGCGUUUCUUCAGCGCCAUUACCCGUCAUUAGCCUCCCGCUGCGGCUCUCGAUACCUGGCUCGCACCCUGAGCCGACUGCUAAUGCAUCACAUCAGAGACUGCCUCCCCGAGCUCAAGACACGAGUCACGGUGCUCGCCGCCCAGUACCAGUCCCGACUCAACAGCUAUGGGCAGCCUGUGGAAGACCACAGCGCCACCUUGCUGCAGAUCGUCACCAAGUUCGCCACCGACUACUGCAGCACCAUCGAAGGCACUGCCAGGCACAUCCAGACCUCUGAAUUGUGUGGAGGAGCUCGGAUCUGUUAUAUAUUCCACGAGACAUUUGGAAGAACCCUGCAGUCAAUUGACCCACUGGGAGGACUCACUGAGCUAGAUAUUCUCACAGCUAUUCGAAACGCUACGGGUCCUCGGCCAGCGCUGUUUGUUCCUGAGAUCAGCUUUGAGCUGCUGGUGAAGAAACAGAUCAAGAGACUGGAGGAGCCCAGUAUGCGCUGUGUGGAGCUCGUACACGAGGAGCUUCAGAGGAUCAUCCAGCACUGCUCGGCCUACAGCACACAGGAGCUUUUGCGGUUUCCCAAACUACAUGAUUCAAUAGUGGAAGUGGUUACCAGCUUACUCAGGAAACGUCUGCCCAUUACCAAUGAGAUGGUUCAUAAUCUAGUUGCAAUCGAGUUGGCCUACAUAAACACCAAACAUCCUGAUUUCACAGACGCUGCCCAAGUGUCUGCAUCUGUCAACAGCCAGCAGGCCGAGGCAGGGGAUGGAGGGAAGCGAUGGAAGAACGAGAAGAUGCCGUCAGAGGAGAAAGGCCCCGUGCCUGGGUUUGGAAGCCCCACCAAAGCCGUCAACCUGUUGGACACGGCCGUGCCAAUAUCCCGCAAACUAAGCACACGAGAGCAGAGGGACUGCGAGGUCAUCCAACGGCUCAUCAAGUGCUACUUCCUGAUCGUGCGCAAGAGCAUCCAGGACAGUGUGCCAAAGACGGUGAUGCAUUUCCUGGUGAAUUUCGUGAAAGAGAAUCUGCAGAGUGAGCUGGUCGGACAGCUCUACAAACAGCGUCUUCUACAGGAACUGCUCAUCGAGUCUCAGGAAACCGCUCAGCAGCGCACAGAGGUUGCACAGAUGCUGGAGGCCCUCAAGAAAGCCAGUAACAUCAUCUCAGAGAUCCGGGAGACUCAUCUUUGGUAGCCAAACGUUCUCUUGAACAUUCUGUCCAGGAAAGUGUUUAUAUGUUUGUGCGUGCGGUAUGUGUGAGUGAACGACAUAAUUCAAAUAUCUGGAGAAAUUCAAUGCCUCUGCCAGCAUGAACAUUCAACAAAAUCUGUACAGUUUUUCCAAAUGCUCUUUAUUUCUACUGUAUAUGCACUGAUUACAUAACUCUGUGUGUGUGCGCGCACGGUAGCUCAGAUAAAGUCAACAUAUCAAGUCCAUGUCAUUUUCUUCAACAUUUUUUCUUAAAAUGUUUUUCGAGACUAUGACAAUACCUCUUUCUUUUAAUAUUAUACGAAUUGAGCUGGUACUAAGGUCGUCUUAACACCAAAUCGAGCUCUUAUAAACUCACAUGACUGAAAACGGGAAAAAAAAAAAUUCUAAUUCUUUUCAUAAUUGACUCACCAUGUUAUUCAUAACCUGUGUGACGUCCUACUGUAUCUGCUAUAGAACAUUGGAGAUGUUUUGAAGAAUGUCCACGCUGCUUUUUAUAUUCAGUGAAAACAUUUUGUGCAUUCAAGCUCCAAAAUGGACUACAAGCAUCAUAAAGGCACCAUAAAUCAUCUUAAAACUAGUCUAUCCGUGACAUUCAAUAGUUUUUGUAAGGGACAGACUGAUAUCUAAGCCAUUAUUCACUGAAUGUGGAUGUGGAAUGACAUGGAAUGACUGUGUGUGAGUAAUUAAUAACAGAUAUUCUUUUGAGUCAACUACUUCAUUAAUAUGCUGUAAAUAUGAUGUUAUUUAAGUGGUGUCCAGCUUUACAGUAAAUCUAGAACCGCUCCUUUAUUAGAUUCGGUCGAAUUCAUGUGUGCUUGUAUGGUUGUACACAACCGUGCAUAAGAACUUAAAGGAGUAGUUCACUUUUU
Pimephales promelas (fathead minnow) is the source of this 3148-nucleotide messenger RNA. The record is from RefSeq and is a predicted model, not a curated record. NCBI's taxonomy places the organism in Eukaryota, Metazoa, Chordata, Actinopteri, Cypriniformes, Leuciscidae.